AUGCGCGAUAUUACAUUUGGGACGAUCCUUACCAUUGGAAUCAUUGCUCGGAUCAGGUAUGGCACUCCACGAGCAUUAAUCAGUGAUAGAGGGACUCAUUUUUGCAAUAAGCUCGUAAGUGCACUUAUGGAGAAAUAUAGAGUGACUCAACGAAUUGCCACUACUUACCAUCCACAAACAAACGGGCAAGCCGAAGUGUCAAAUCGAGAGAUCAAGUCUAUUCUGGAAAAGACGGUUAAACCUAACAAGAAGGAUUCGAGUUUAAGACUGAAUGACGCACUUUGGGCUUAUAGGACAGCUUACAAGAGACCAAUAGGCAUGUCACCUUUCCGAAUCGUUUUUGGUAAACCGUGCCAUCUUCCGGUCGAGUUAGAGCACAAGGCUUUUUGGGCAGUUAUGCAGUGUAAUAUGGAAGUGGAAUUCGCGGGAAAAUCCCGAAAAUUAGAUAUCUAG
Molecule: messenger RNA, 453 nt
Organism: Gossypium arboreum
Lineage: Eukaryota; Viridiplantae; Streptophyta; Magnoliopsida; Malvales; Malvaceae
Exons: 2
Coding region: 1-453 (150 amino acids)
Biological process (GO): DNA integration
Molecular function (GO): nucleic acid binding
Source: RefSeq, a predicted model, not a curated record